ACAAUAUAAAAGCAAACCGCCUCCGAGAACACGAGUUCCCAACAUCCUCCUAUAUACUGCCAGUAUAACACUUAAAAUGCCGAUCGCUCUCAACCCCUCUGACGCUGACACAACCAAAUUUAAGGCUGCUGCAGUUCAGGCUGAACCCGUAUGGCUUGACCUCAAAGGAGGCGUCGAAAAGACCAUAAGGAUCAUCCGUGAGGCCGCCGCUGAAGGGGCAAAGAUUAUCGGUUUUCCUGAAGUCUUCAUUCCAGGCUAUCCUUGGACGCCAUGGGCAAACAAUUUCGCCGUUACUCAGGUCGUCUUGAAAGAAUACCAAGCGAACUCCAUGGCACUUCACUCGAAGGAAAUGGACCAAAUUCGGGAUGCGAUCAGAGAAGCAGGUGUAAACGUGGUCCUUGGUUUUUCUGAACGUGAUGGCGGCUCCCUUUAUAUCGCGCAAGUUACUAUCACAGCGGACGGUAAUAUUGCCAACCAUCGUCGGAAAAUCAAGCCCACACACUACGAGAAAACCGUCUUCGGAGACGGAAGCGCCCAGUCAAUCUAUAACGUAGUCCAGACUCCAUACGGAAGGUUGGGUUCUUUGAAUUGUUGGGAGCACAUCCAGCCAUGGUUGAAGACCGUUUUUUAUUCUCAGCAUCCACAGAUUUUCGUGGGUGGGUGGUGGCCCGCAUUUGAGCCACAUACAGGUGGAUCGCCCUACAUAGUUAGUGGAGAGGCGUCUAGCCGGAUGAGCCAACUUGUGUCCAUGGAGGGCGGCCUUUUUGGGAUCGUUUGCUGUCAAGUAGUCAGCGAAGCAGGUGCGGAAAAGAUGAAGUUGCUUGGAUACCCUUGGUUCACCUUUCCCGGAGGUGGAUUCUCUGUGAUAUACGGGCCCGACGGGUCUGCAUUAACAGAGCCUGUAGACCCGGGAAAAGAGGUUAUCGUAUACGCCAAUAUCUCCCUCGACAAGAUUGAUGAAGUCAAACUCGUCGCAGAUAUCAUGGGGAAUUACUCUCGUUUUGACUUAUUCCAUACUGAGAUUCACGGAAAGAAUUGGCUGCCUAUUACGUAUGGCGACGAGGAAGAAGAAGCGGCGUCGAAAGACCAACGAGCAGACAUUGAUAAUGAAGGACAUAGUCACAAGCAUGAAUCCUUCUAGCAAGUACUGGCAGACCUAAAGUAGCUAGGUUGUUCAGAUGUAUAAGAUUAUGCCCAGAAUUACCAAACACGACUUACUUCCCCAC
Guyanagaster necrorhizus is the source of this 1226-nucleotide messenger RNA. RefSeq names its product carbon-nitrogen hydrolase. The record is from RefSeq and is a predicted model, not a curated record. Bases 77 to 1141 code for a protein of 354 amino acids. Gene Ontology annotation, molecular function: catalytic activity. The transcript has 8 exons. NCBI's taxonomy places the organism in Eukaryota, Fungi, Basidiomycota, Agaricomycetes, Agaricales, Physalacriaceae.